This is a messenger RNA of Hippopotamus amphibius kiboko, 945 nucleotides long. Its product is annotated as olfactory receptor 10A3-like. The transcript has a single exon. Gene Ontology annotation, cellular component: membrane. The record is from RefSeq and is a predicted model, not a curated record. Bases 1 to 945 code for a protein of 314 amino acids. Gene Ontology annotation, molecular function: olfactory receptor activity; G protein-coupled receptor activity. NCBI's taxonomy places the organism in Eukaryota, Metazoa, Chordata, Mammalia, Artiodactyla, Hippopotamidae. Gene Ontology annotation, biological process: G protein-coupled receptor signaling pathway.
AUGAAAAGGCAGAACCAAAGCUCUGUGACUGAAUUCAUCCUCCUGGGCUUUUCUAAAUUCCCUGAACUCCGAGAGCAGCUCUUUGGGGUGUUCUUGUUUGUUCACCUGGUGACUCUGAUGGGAAACGCCAUCAUUAUAGUCGUCAUCUCCCUGGAACAGAGCCUCUAUGUCCCCAUGUACCUGUUUCUCCUGAACUUGUCUGUGGUGGAUUUGAGUUUCAGUGCAGUCAUCAUGCCUGAAAUGCUGGUGGUCCUCUCCAGUGAAAAAACUAAGAUCACCUUUGCAGGCUGUUUUACACAGAUGUAUUUUAUUAUUCUUUUUGGUGGGACCGAAUGUUUUCUUCUGGGGGCAAUGUCUUAUGACCGAUUUGCUGCAAUCUGCCAUCCUCUGAGCUACCCAAUGAUUAUGAACAAAAGGAUUUUCUUAAAAUUAGUAAUGUUCUCAUGGGUCUCAUGGGUCACAGUGGCUACUGUGCAGACCUCAUGGGUUUUUAGUUUUCCCUUUUGUGGCCCCAAUGAAAUUAAUCAUCUCUUCUGUGAGACUCCCCCAGUGCUAGAACUUGCAUGUGCAGAUACCUUUUUGUUUGAAAUCUAUGCGUUCACUGGCACCAUUUUGAUUAUCAUGGUUCCUUUCUUGUUGAUACUCUUGUCUUACAUUCGAAUUCUCUUUGCCAUCCUGAGGAUGCCAUCAACCACUGGGAGGCAAAAGGCCUUUUCCACUUGUGCCUCCCACCUCACAUCUGUUACCCUUUUCUUUGGCACAGCCAGUAUGACUUACUUACAACCCAAAUCUGGCUACUCCCCAGAAACCAAGAAGCUGAUGUCAUUGGCUUACACACUGCUUACACCUCUGCUGAAUCCACUGAUCUAUAGCUUGCGAAACAGUGAGCUGAAAAGAGCUGUGAUGAGAUUAUGGCGAAGAAAAGUGGAUUUACAUACAUUCUGA